AUGCAAACGUCUACCCUUUUUACAAACGAGGUCAUUAUACGCGAAAUAUUGAAAUUCUUAAAAGAUGAAGACAUUUCAUUAUAUGCUUACCUAUUUAUAAAUAAAUAUUGGCUUCGGCUUACAACAACUUUACUAUGGAAGAAACCCUUUCAAAAUUUAAAAGAAACGAAAUCCAAUUCGCUUAUAACAACUUACAUCUCUUGCUUAUAUGCUCAUUGCCAUGACUGGCUAAAUGAGGAAGAACGUUCCAUGAUUUACUUCAUGAUUAGCUCUUAUGAACUUUCAUCACCUUUCUAUGAAUAUGAAAGAUAUUUGAAAGAGAUUCCUUUUAAAUCCUUGAAUAAAGCUGUAAUCCAAUGGUUUGAUCACGUAUAUGGCGAGCACGACAAGAAAGCUCAAUUCACUCGAAACAUUGAACUUAAAUUAUUCAAAAUGUUUGCAAAAAAAAGUAUUUGCAUAGAAUCCAUAGCAAUUGAUUUUGAAGUUGGUAACUUUUCAAAUAUCUUUGAAGGUGAAACAUCAAAGAUUUCGAACUUGAAAAGUCUUUUAUUAUCAUUCCCUCCAAAGAUGAAUGAUAGUUAUGUACUCAAAAUUAAGAAUUUUCUUCGUGGACUUCAAAAUGUCCUUCAAAGUCUCGAAGAGGUAUUCUUUUUAGUCGAUGAAACCGAAAGGAUAGAAGAUGACAGCUAUAGUUACAGCAAUAGUUACUUAAUUGAGAAAACUACCGAUGAAAUAAUUGCCUUUGUAAAUUCUCAGAAACAUCUAAAGGGUUUUAAUUUGGUAGGAGAAGAGAAUGUGCAUUUAAAUGCCAAAAGAAUUAUUUUACCAGUUUUGAGAUCUCAUGUUGACUCGUUGACGUACUUGAAUAUUGAUAAUGUAGAUUUUGGGCAAAUGGCAUUUCAAUAUUUUGAAAAGUGCGCUAGUUUGGAAUCAUUAGGCAUGAGUUCCUGUACUGGGUUAACUACGCAAUUUCUUAACCCCAAUACAACAUUUCCGAACCUAAAGAAAUUGGAGCUGUCUUUGAAUAGAUUUAAUCUUGAAAUGACCUCGUUAAUCUUGAAAAAAGCGGGAGAAAAUCUAACCGAAUUGGAAAUUGAUGACGUUUCUGACGAGAUCUUGAACACGAUAGUGGUACAUUGUAAUAAAAUCGAAAGCCUUACUAUUUCGGGAAGGUAUUUUCGUGGAAAUUUGAAUUUGCCAAAGCUUCGCGAGUUAAAAUGCUUGAAAAGAUUAGAAUUGUUGUACGUCGCUGACGUGCACGAUGUACCGAAAAUGGAACGUGCCAAGUCAGAAAUUAAGGACACGGUGACAAGAUUAUUUGAUCCCGAAGAAUUUGAUCAGUUUUAUGACAUGGCUAAAGAAUUUGAUUACUCAUUUGUAUCAAUCACAUUCUUUAAUCAGAAUUUUCAGAAUUUUUAUGGAGGAUCUGAUAACAAUGAAUUUGAUUAUGCCCAGUGUUCUUUGGAGAUUAAAAUGAAUAAUUCUGUGGAUUCGGACCAGAGGGGGGAUAACGUAUAUGUGAGUCAUAUUACUCUAAAGAAGCAGCGCAGUAAAAUUGAGUUGAAAUUUAAAGAUCUUUUAAAAAAAUUGCAGGAUGAAUAG
Molecule: messenger RNA, 1602 nt
Organism: Funneliformis geosporum
Lineage: Eukaryota; Fungi; Glomeromycota; Glomeromycetes; Glomerales; Glomeraceae
Source: the annotation of a GenBank genome assembly